This is a messenger RNA of Lactuca saligna, 315 nucleotides long. The record is from the annotation of a GenBank genome assembly. NCBI's taxonomy places the organism in Eukaryota, Viridiplantae, Streptophyta, Magnoliopsida, Asterales, Asteraceae.
AUGAAUCCUACUACUUCUGGUUCUGGGGUUACCACGCUUGACAAAAGUACACUGGGGCGUAUCGCCCAAAUCAUUGGUUCGAUACUAGAUGUAGCCUUGCAGCCAAGCAAAAUGCCUAAUAUUUAUAACGCUCUGGUAGUAAAGGGUCGACAUACUGCUGGUCAACCAUUUAAUGUGACUUGUGAGGUACAACAAUUAUUAGGAAACAAUGAGGCUGUAGCUAUGUGUGCUACAGAUGGUCUAACGAUAGGGAUGAAUGUAAUUGAUACAGGAGCUCCACUAAGUGUUCCGGUUGGUGGAGCGACUCUUGGAUGA